Hemiscyllium ocellatum (epaulette shark) is the source of this 1746-nucleotide messenger RNA. RefSeq names its product serine/threonine-protein kinase Nek5-like. The record is from RefSeq and is a predicted model, not a curated record. Gene Ontology annotation, biological process: protein phosphorylation. Gene Ontology annotation, molecular function: ATP binding; protein kinase activity. The coding region runs from base 31 to 1746 and encodes 571 amino acids. NCBI's taxonomy places the organism in Eukaryota, Metazoa, Chordata, Chondrichthyes, Orectolobiformes, Hemiscylliidae. The transcript has 19 exons.
AGAGAAGCUGCUCUUAAAGAAGUGACACUGAUGGACAAAAUGAAGCAUCCCAACAUUGUUAAAUUUUUGGAUUCAUUUGAAGAGGGUCAGAGUCUGUUUAUAGUCAUGGAAUAUUGUGAUGGUGGUGACCUGAUGCACAGAAUUAACAUGCAGCACGGGGUUUACUUUACCGAAGAGCAGGUCUUGGACUGGUUUGUACAAAUUUGCUUAGGGUUGAAACACAUCCAUGACAGAAAGAUCCUACACAGAGAUAUCAAAACACAGAACAUUUUCCUUUGUAAUAAAGGAGUAACUGUAAAACUUGGAGACUUUGGAAUUGCACGAAUGUUGAACAAUACCAUGGAGCUAGCACAUACACGUAUAGGAACACCAUACUAUUUAUCCCCUGAGAUAUGUGCAAACCAACCAUACAAUAACAAAACUGAUAUUUGGUCUCUCGGAUGUGUCCUGUAUGAGUUAGCCACUCUGAAUCAUCCAUUUGAAGGCAAUAAUUUGCAUCAGUUAGUGGUGAGGAUCUGUAGAGGUCGCUAUGCCCCAGUAAAUUCCAGAUACACCUACGACUUGAGGAUGUUAUUAGCCCAGCUAUUUAAAGUAAACCCCCGUGAUCGACCAUCCAUCAACUCAAUUUUAAGGAAGAAGUUCUUGGAAAAGCGUAUUAGAAAAUACCUCAGCCCUGAACUAAUAAAGGAAGAAUUUAGCCACACAGUCAUUCAUAGGAAGAAGUCGCCUGCGUCAAGAUUUACAGCAGCCAGCUCACAACCAGCUCCAACAAUACAGAAAGCUAAAUAUGAGAUGAAGCAGCUACCAAGACCACUAAUAAAUAAAAAGCCACCACCAGAUCAUUAUGAAUGGAAAGCAUUAGCAGUGGUCAACAGACCGAAUAUGAAGUUCAAGCAAAUUAGCAAUCAGUUGGCUGCAGCGCCCAGGAUCGAAGGCCGGUAUGAACACUAUCAUGGUUAUCUAGAUCACAUGGAGAGAAGACCAAACGACCUCAUACCUCCACCUGUGCCUCAUUAUAACAACCAAAUUGAAGAUUACAGACAGAAAUUGAAUCAUGAUCCACUCCAUUGGCCAUAUGCUGUGCAUGAAGAAUACAUUCAGAGAAAAUUGGAAGCACAAGAAUAUAAGAUAAAAGCAGAAAAACAACUGGGAAUACGUCCUCGCUCAUCAGACCAUUAUGAAUAUACUCCAACUCCAGAUGUACAGGCUAGACAAAGUGCUAAGCAGCAAGCUAGGAAAAAAGGAGCAGCAGAUGAGGAAUAUUGUCAGCGACUGAAGGAAAUAAGGCAGCAAUAUCAGCAUGAAGUGAAAGAACUUAAGGGAAAAAUGGAAAUAAAAGAGAAUCAUCCUGGUAUAUUAGCUGAGACAUACCAUAUUGAAAAAGUGACUGAGCUUCAGGGACAAAACAAAGACAAACAGCCUCAUCAGGUCAUUGAGGAAGAUCUGAAGCAAAUGAGAUUGCAGCACCAAAUGGAAAAGAAAGCACUGGAGCUCAAACACAAAGUUAAGGGAAUAAAAUUUGAGAUAAUGUUGGAUGAAGAGUUGACUCAUGAAGAUUCCCAGCAAGAGGAGAAACUGGACAUGUUAAAUAAAACACUGACGCACGAACAAGGAGAAAUCCUUAAACAGAAGAAAUGGCAGUUCACUGAGGCAGGAAAUAUUCUUGAAGAUCUUGCAAACAAAACGUUGGAAGCAACAUCCUCUCAAAUGGAAGGGGUCCUACGCAAUCAGUCAAAACUCUUGUGA